AUGGCUUGUCUGGCCGAGUACAACAAAGUUAACAAAGUUAUUAAACUGAACCACCAAAUUCAAGAGUAUCUAAACACUAAGACGAUGGAUCGCCAGCUGGAUUUCAGGCAAAUCGCUGCUCGUUUCCUGGACUUAUACAAGCAGAAAGUUGUCAGGACGACAAGAAACAUAUCUGAUUCUCAAAGGUUUCAAUCUUUAAUUAGAUCAAAUGAAUUCGCAAGAAACAUAUUCAGUCUCAGCCAAAACCUCUGCAGUCGAUACGAGAAUGAUAUUUGGCAAGCUCGGGUGCUAGACUGCAUUGACCUUGAAACUAUCUACUCCAAUGUCGAAGCCAUGCAAGGCUCCGAGGAUGAUUAUCUGGAUAGACUAGUUAAGGAGCUGCUAAGGUACUUCAAGAGAGACUUCUUUAAGUGGUGCGAUAAGCCUGAAUGCUCUAAUUGUUGUGAUUCUGAGCACCAAACGGUGGUUGGCCACCAGGGGCCAAAUGCUGAAGAGAGGAGAUUUGAUUGUGGGGUGGUAGAAACAUACAAAUGCCAGAGCUGCGGUUCAAUCACUAGAUUUCCCAGAUACAAUGACCCAGUCAAGCUUCUUGAGACACGAAAGGGUCGCUGUGGUGAAUGGUGUAAUUUAUUCAUGCUCUUUUUGAAGGCAUUUGGUAUAGAAUCUCGCUACGUUUGGAAUCGUGAGGAUCAUGUGUGGUGUGAGUUCUAUUCUACGCAUCUGAAGAGGUGGGUUCAUGUCGACUCUUGUGAGCAGAGCUUUGAUGAGCCUCAUAUAUACUCCAACAAUUGGGGCAAGCAUAUGAGUUACGCGAUCGCUUUUGGAAGGGGUGGCUGCUCAGAAGUUAGCAAAAGGUACAUUGUUAAGAACCAGCUACCUAGAGAUCAGAUCUCUGAGGAUGACCUACAGUUUCUUUUGAGCUUCAUUACUAAACGCCUUAGGAUGAACUUGAGUGAUAGUGAAAUCUACAAACUCUCUUGCAGAGACGAGCAAGAGCGCCUACAGUUAAUGAAAGGGGAUAGUACUGAUCGCCAAGCGACAGGAAGCAGCUCCGUACCUCAGGGAAGGCAAAGUGGCUCAGCAUCAUGGAAAAGUACACGAGGCGAAGAUGGAAAACGGUGA
Messenger RNA from Lachancea thermotolerans CBS 6340, 1122 nucleotides. RefSeq names its product peptide-N4-(N-acetyl-beta-glucosaminyl)asparagine amidase (gene PNG1). Bases 1 to 1122 code for a protein of 373 amino acids. The record is from RefSeq and is a predicted model, not a curated record. Lineage: Eukaryota; Fungi; Ascomycota; Saccharomycetes; Saccharomycetales; Saccharomycetaceae. The transcript has a single exon. Gene Ontology annotation, biological process: glycoprotein catabolic process; protein deglycosylation; protein quality control for misfolded or incompletely synthesized proteins. Gene Ontology annotation, molecular function: peptide-N4-(N-acetyl-beta-glucosaminyl)asparagine amidase activity. Gene Ontology annotation, cellular component: cytosol; nucleus.